This is a messenger RNA of Guillardia theta CCMP2712, 696 nucleotides long. RefSeq lists its product as hypothetical. The record is from RefSeq and is a predicted model, not a curated record. The coding region runs from base 236 to 511 and encodes 91 amino acids. The transcript has 3 exons. NCBI's taxonomy places the organism in Eukaryota, Cryptophyceae, Pyrenomonadales, Geminigeraceae.
GGAAAGUGAAAGAGUUCCAAACGGUUGUGACGGACGAGCCAUCGUUCAAGGAUGUGAUAGGAGGCGAUCUUGUCUGUGAGUGCAGAUGAGAAACUAUCUCCCUCCUCUUUGCCUCACUCGCGGUCUUUCUCUCAUUUUGGCCCGUGAACUAUCCGAUUGUGACCAUUGCUUGUCCUAUUGUAGAUCUGUUCUCACUGAUCAAACCACUCAUUAUUUUCUUUUUGUCUUCACUGUCAUGAGCUUGAUCAUUAAUUAUGACAUCUUGUUAGUUGUUGAGGUCUUUCAGAGUUGGGCGGGGCCUUGCGAGUGCAUCAAACCUAUGUUGUAUCGCACGUCGCUAGAUAACGAGGACAUCAAGUUUUGUUGUGCGGCAGCGGAUAAGAUAGGAUCUCUCAAAGAAUACAAGGAUAAGCUGAAACCGGUCUUCUUGUUCUACAAGAAAGGAGCCCUUAAAAAAACAAUAGAAGGAGUGAAUACUCCUGAAAUACAGAAACUUCUCGACAACAUUUAAAAACAAAUUUCAGAAAAUCAUGUUCAUUCGCUGGAACUUGUCGGUAAACAUUGAGCGGUCUACCACAUGGUCCAAAUCAAGAUGAUCGAAACGAAGCACUCAAGAAGCUGAUGAUACAGACAGUAUGCAGGAGAAACAGACUGAUCUGCUCUAGGCACGAUGAGAGUGAAAACAUCUACCUCGGC